UAGAGAAGUCAAAACUUUAUAAAGUCACAUGCAACUCUUCAGAUAAUGCACUUCUCCACUGCAUGUCCUCAGAAUGCAUGAAGGUGAUGCUCUGCUGGCUGGUCCUUCCUCAUCUCCAGCACUGAAUGGAUCAAAGAUACCUGGACCUGCGAGUUCUCCACCCACGGCUGUUCAUCCUCAGACUACAACCGCAGAGAGUUUGGCUCAUAGCAUCAGAAGCAAGUUUCUGAAUGAGCUUCAUAGAGUCCCAUUACCAUCCUGGGCUGUGGUGGCCCUCGGCUUCCUCAUAGUCCUCAUCACGCUCAGCUGCUGCCUGUGUUUCUGCAAGAAGAUGAUAUUUAAAAAGAAAAAGGAAAAGGGUGGGAAAGAGAAAAAUGAAAAGAACAACAUUAACCUGUCAAACGUGAAAGAGGACGGAACAAAACGGGCUGUUCAUCACGGCACUGAUUCUGAUCACAAGGAAGAGGAUUCUGAGUCUAAAGAGGCUACAAAACUUGGAAAACUUCACUAUACCCUUGACUACAACUUCACUGACAGCGCGUUAAUUGUAGGUGUGGUUGAGGCAGAAGGUCUUGCUGCUAUGGAUAUGAGCGGCACUUCGGAUCCAUAUGUUAAAGUCUACCUCCUCCCUGACAAGAAGAAAAAGUUUGAGACAAAAGUUCACCGCAAAACACUAGAUCCGACUUUUAAUGAGCACUUCACCUUUAAGGUUCCAUAUGCAGAGCUCGGGGGAAAGAAGCUGGUCAUGACAGUGUAUGACUUUGACCGUUUCUCCAAACAUGAUGCUAUUGGGGAUGUGAGGGUGCAGAUGAAUAAAAUGGACUUCAGUCAGCUUACAGAGGAGUGGAGAGAUCUGCAGAAAGCAGAGAAAGAGGAGCAUGAGCGGUUAGGUGAUAUUUGCUUGUCUCUGCGCUACGUACCGACUGCUGGAAAGCUGACUGUUGUCGUUCUAGAGGCCAAAAACCUCAAAAAAAUGGAUGUGGGUGGCCUCUCAGACCCAUAUGUAAAAAUCCACCUGAUGCAGAACGGCAAAAGACUGAAGAAAAAGAAAACCACAAUUAAGAAGAACACACUGAACCCGUAUUACAACGAAUCAUUUAGCUUUGAAGUACCAUCUGAGCAGAUCCAGCAACGCCAUUGGUCAGAUAUGUUAGCCAAUCCAAGAAGACCCAUCGCUCAAUGGCACGCCCUUAAACCUGAAGAGGACGUAGAUGCUGAACUGAUAAAGAAAUGA
Messenger RNA from Sinocyclocheilus rhinocerous, 1234 nucleotides. RefSeq names its product synaptotagmin Ib (gene syt1b). Gene Ontology annotation, cellular component: axon; dense core granule; exocytic vesicle. Gene Ontology annotation, biological process: calcium ion-regulated exocytosis of neurotransmitter; synaptic vesicle endocytosis. The transcript has 8 exons. Bases 74 to 1234 code for a protein of 386 amino acids. The record is from RefSeq and is a predicted model, not a curated record. Lineage: Eukaryota; Metazoa; Chordata; Actinopteri; Cypriniformes; Cyprinidae. Gene Ontology annotation, molecular function: SNARE binding; phosphatidylserine binding; calcium-dependent phospholipid binding.